Messenger RNA from Myxocyprinus asiaticus (Chinese sucker), 1751 nucleotides. RefSeq names its product electromotor neuron-associated protein 1-like. Gene Ontology annotation, molecular function: microtubule binding; actin binding. The coding region runs from base 1 to 369 and encodes 122 amino acids. The transcript is spliced from 2 exons. Gene Ontology annotation, cellular component: synapse; microtubule; neuronal cell body. NCBI's taxonomy places the organism in Eukaryota, Metazoa, Chordata, Actinopteri, Cypriniformes, Catostomidae. Gene Ontology annotation, biological process: axonogenesis; microtubule cytoskeleton organization; dendrite development. The record is from RefSeq and is a predicted model, not a curated record.
AUGGAGAUAACUGCGGGCCUGGCGUCGAUUCGAGGGGUUGUUUCCAUGGAGAUCCCGCCCCGGGGUGCGCUGGCACCGGUAGAGGAGGACGAGGACCGCGAGCAAUCGGGCUCCGAAGAGCGGCUUCAGCACCCUGGACAGCUCCAGCGCCGCGGCCCGCCCUUCCGCCAAGGAAACUUUUACAUGCUUAUCGUGAUCGGAGAGAUCGCGACAGAGCACCAGCUUCAGAACGCCAGACAGCACAUAGAGCGAGGUAUCCGCUCCUGGGAUAUCAGUCUAACAGAAUGUGACCUGGACCAACAGCUGCAGAUUUUUAUAACCAGACAUUCCGCCCAGUUCUCUGCCGAGGUCAGAGGUCAGUCUGAUUGAAAAGAUGACAUUUAGCUGGAAUCUGAUGUAGUGUUGGAUGCAAAUGAACAGUACUUGGUAUUAACGGAUUACAUGUAAUCUGGAUUAUGUAACUGAGUACUUCUAUUUGGAUUAUAUUUAAAUUUAUAACGUACACAAUCAGAUUACGGUUACUUUUUUGGAUUACACGAUUAGCACUAAAUUGAUUAGCCAGGUAGCAUUACACUGAAGAGUCGACUGAGUGCGUCCCGUUCCUCAUAUAACCACGCACAAAAAUGACUUGACUUUCAAAGAGAGAUGAGGGAAAAUAACUAGGAAAAAAGAUACCUGAUUUUAUUAUUUUUUAUUUUGUAGGGCUGUCAAAUUUGUUAAGCAAAUUAAUUACAUGGUAUGCCAAUUAAUUAAUCAAAUUAAUCGCAAUUAAUCACAUAUAUAAAUAUUUGCCCCUCAAAUAACAAUAAUUCAAUAUUUAAUGAUUAAAUAAUUAUAAAUAGUUUUAUUAAAAUAAUUAUAAAUAAUUAUACACUACUGGUCAAAGGUUUUGAAACACUUGACUGAAAUGUUUCUCAUGAUCUUAAAAGUCUUUUGAUCUGAAGGUGUAUGCUUAAAUGUUUAAAAUUAGUUUUAUAGACAAAAAUAUAAUUGUGCCACCAUAUAAAUGUAUUUCAUUAUAAAACUAAAAUGUAAUAAAAAAAAAAAAGUUUUUGAAAUGGAUGACUUGGACCAAAUAAUAAAGAAAAGCAGCCAAUAAGUGCCCAACAUAGAUGGGAACUCCUUCAAUACUGUUUAAAAAGCAUCCUAGGGUGAUACCUCAAGAAGUUGGCUGAGAAAAUAUCAAGAGUACAUUUCUGCAAAUUCUAGGCAAAGGGUGACUACUUUGAAGAUGCUAAAAUAUAACACAGUUUUGAUUUAAUUCCCAUAGUUUCAUUUAUGUUAUUCCAUGGUUUUGAUGGCUUUCCUAUAAUUCUAAAAUGUAAGAAAAAAACAAUUAUAAUAAAGAAUGAGUGUUUCAAAACUUUUGACCGGUAGUGUAUAUAUAUAUAUAUAUAUAUAAAUAAUACAGAUAAUUAAAAUGCAUUACAUUAUUUUGGCACACAUGUGAAGCAUUAAAUAAGAAAAUAAAAAAGUGGCUUUAGAAUGCAUGAUUUUGUUUAUUUAUAUAUUAUUGAACAUAAGCCAAUCAUUGGCUACAGUUCACAGCAAUCCAUUUUGCAAUUGAAUUCAUCAAUCAGUCAGAGAUUUAUUAUAAGGGGCUUGUCUAAGGAUGUGUCAGUGUACACCUGUGUCAGACGGACGUCUUGGUUGCGUCGUGUCAUUAACGUACCAUUUUUAGGUCGCUGUGUCAAGUUAAACAAAGUUUAUCUUGAGAUCCCUUGGGAUUUGCGCUCAAUAAAGCUGUGUUU